AUGUGGGUCACAGAACAAAAUAGGGGACAGAGGGUGAAAUCAUUUGGCAGAUAUUCGUGUGCUCAAGGGAAGGAGAGCGAGAUAGGAACACAUGCAGCAGGGAGAGAGGAAAAUGGAUCCUCGACUGAUCACACGGUGCGGGGGUUUAUGCGAUCACACAGAGCAGUCAAGGAAGGUGAUUUGCACCAAAUCAAUUCAAUGAAGAAAGCUAGGUUACGAGUGCCAACGAUAUUCCGAGCCUUUGCCAAUCAGUCAGGGAGAUUCGAGACUGUUGGGUUUGAGAUAAAGGACAUCUAUAAUGCAAUAGAAAAGCAAAGGCGGGCAAGCGUGACAGAUAUUGAGGCCACGUUGAAGUUCUUGGAACCUUCAAGGACUACCGAUUGUGGAAUAUUCUGGAAGUACUCUCUAGAUGGUGAGAAAAGGCUGGAAAAUCUCUUUUGGUGCGAUGGUACUAGUCCUUAUGACUACAGUGUGUUCGGGGAUGUCCUGGGAUUUGACACAACGUACGGUCGUAAAAAAUACAAGUGCCCGUUGGUAAUAUUCUCAGGGGUGGACUAUCAUAUGAGGACGGUAGUGUUUGGUUGCACCAUCUUGAGCAAUGAGAGUGAAGAAAGCUAUGUGUGGUUGUUGCGGUCAUUUUUCUUGAGGCAAUGA
Messenger RNA from Arachis stenosperma, 654 nucleotides. Its product is annotated as protein FAR-RED ELONGATED HYPOCOTYL 3-like. The record is from RefSeq and is a predicted model, not a curated record. Bases 1 to 654 code for a protein of 217 amino acids. The transcript has 2 exons. Lineage: Eukaryota; Viridiplantae; Streptophyta; Magnoliopsida; Fabales; Fabaceae.